AUUCUGCAAUUCCCUUUAACCAACCCGAUAUCCACUGUCACCACAACAAUAAGUCUUCUUUUCUAACAACAUUCGAGCUCCACUUACAUAAUUUCAAGUUAUUGGUUGGGAAUGACUGGUGGCACAUCACAAACAAAUCAAGCGGAAAAUGUGCAAAUUCGCAGAAUAGAGUUGAGUGACCACGAUGAGGUGCUUCAGUUUCUUCGAAAGCAUUACUAUCUGGAGGAACCGUUGACCAUCGGAAGUGAACCAAAAGAACAGGACCCCGAAGAUGAGAAAUUCAAUAUGUCACAGUUGGCGAACGGAACCUGCCUGAUGGCGGUUAUCGAGAGUGGCGGUGGUGAGAAAAGGAAACGCAUUGCUGGAGUUCUGAUUUCAGGACCAAAGGAUAGCAGUGAAGCUGCACACCUAUUCGAGGAGGUCGCACGUUUGGGAUCCAAUAAAUGGGGUAGAACUCUUAAGCUGCUAGCAUGUAUAGAAAGAGACUCCAAUGUGUAUGAACGCUAUAACGUUGCGAAAGCAUUGCAUGUACAUAUUGUGGCUGUUGACUCGGCAAUACGUGGACGUGCGAUUGGUGCUAGACUAAUUGAGGAAGAGAAAAAGCUCGGCCGACAGCUUGGGUACCCGUUGCUUACGAUUGACUGCACAAGUUACUAUUCAGCGAAGAUGUCCGACCGACUGGGUAUGGAUUGCGUAAAUGUUGUUAAAUAUGAAAGCUACCUGGAUCGGCAGGGCAAACCAGUUUUCACGCCGCCAUCACCGCAUGACUGUGUAAAAACAUUCGCUACGAGAUUGUGAAUUUAAAGCUCCUUAGCCAGUACUUAUUUUUACAUACAUACAUAUUUAUAGGGUUGCCAGAUGAGUCACGUGGGAAAACAGUACUCUGAAUCUCUCGCAAUAAGCUUUAUGUUUUGAAGUAGUUCAGGUUCUAAAAAACAAAUAUAUUCAAUAGAGAAUCAGAGCGGAGUCUCUCAGGGCAAGGUCCUGCAAUCAGUAAAGCAGGACCAAAAAUCAGUAAAUGUACAUGCUGACUUGGCAUUUCCCGUUUUUAAGCAAUAAAUUGUUGGUAUGUAAAACAAAUUU
Rhagoletis zephyria (snowberry fruit fly) is the source of this 1083-nucleotide messenger RNA. RefSeq lists its product as uncharacterized. The record is from RefSeq and is a predicted model, not a curated record. Lineage: Eukaryota; Metazoa; Arthropoda; Insecta; Diptera; Tephritidae. Gene Ontology annotation, molecular function: N-acetyltransferase activity.